Molecule: messenger RNA, 261 nt
Organism: Colletotrichum costaricense
Lineage: Eukaryota; Fungi; Ascomycota; Sordariomycetes; Glomerellales; Glomerellaceae
Exons: 2
Coding region: 1-261 (86 amino acids)
Source: RefSeq, a predicted model, not a curated record
AUGAUGAGUCUGACAAACCCGCCAUCCGUUGCAUCGGGUCCUGGCUCGGUGCGGACAGGCACGCUCAAGAGAAGCGUCCAGGCAGCGUUUGAAGCAAACGCUCUCGUCCGUAACUGCCGUUCACUUUUUGCCCCCUUGGCUUCCCAAUUUUUGCCCUUUUUUGCGGCUUGCCUGACUCGAGUUGAAUGUCAAUGUGUCGUUCCGGAAGGCAACCCGAGAGUCAAGCGACAAACAUCAGGUGCAACAAGUGAGCGAGCAUAG